Hevea brasiliensis (rubber tree) is the source of this 1884-nucleotide messenger RNA. RefSeq names its product disease resistance protein RPM1-like. The record is from RefSeq and is a predicted model, not a curated record. The coding region runs from base 96 to 1694 and encodes 532 amino acids. The transcript has a single exon. NCBI's taxonomy places the organism in Eukaryota, Viridiplantae, Streptophyta, Magnoliopsida, Malpighiales, Euphorbiaceae.
AAUUGCCCCUCUGCCGACACUUGAUAUGAUCAUCUUUACUCUCUCAUCUUACAAGCAAGCUUGUUCCUCAUUUUGAUCUCAUAGUAUCCCCAAUCAUGCCUCUCUGCCUCCAUCUUUAUUCCAAUGACUUAUCUUACUUUUAUGGUGAGAUGCCCAGUGGAACAAGAACAACAACUGAAACUAUUGUUAUUCCAAGCUCCAGGGCUCAACAAGACGAAGACAAAGGUCAGACUUCUUCUUUAGCACCUUUCAAAUCUAAUUAUGAAAAGCUUCCUCAUUAUCUCAAAUCCUGCUUAGAUUAUUGUUAUGUUGUUUCCAAGAAAUGUUCUAGGGGUAUGACUAAAGGAGAAGUAGUUCGGCUUUUGUUGGCUCAAGGUCUAAUACCAGAAAAACCAGGGGAAAUCAUGGAGGAUACAGCAGAAAAUAUUAUUAACGAAUUAAUUGGCUUAGAGAUGCUUCAUGAAUGUUAUCCUUUUAAAACUGAAAUAAAAGUCUCCGAAUUCUAUGAAAAAUCAUGCCUUUUGGAAGUUGAGGAGGAGCAAGAUUUCGUUUCUAAAGCUGCCGAUUCGCCAAUCCAUGCAUGUAUUAUUGAUUUUGGAGAAGACCUGCCUCCUAACUUCAAAAGCCUUCUAAUUCGAUCCUUGAUUAUUGAAUCCUAUUCUCCGCCGCGUUGGCAAACCAUCUGUGGGUUGCAGUUUCUGUUGGUAUUGAAGUUGAUGAGCCUAGUAGAGUACUUACCUGAUGAAGUGGGAGAUUUGGUUCACCUCAAGUAUUUAUGCUUGAACUGCAAAGAUAUGAAGACGCUUCCACCUACUAUAGCUAAUCUUCAAAAGCUACAAACCUUGCAUCUAGCUAGUUGUUCAAAGCUAUUCCAAGUACCUGUAGAAAUUUAUAAUAUUAAACAGCUUCGGCACCUUUUGGUUGUCGGUCCCGACGGAUAUAUUGAUGGAAUUAGAGUUCCAAGAGGUAUUGGUACAUUGGCAAAUCUUCAGACUUGCACUGGUAUCUGUUCUGGUCCUGGCAUUGCUAGUGAAUUGAGUAGUUUGACCCAACUGCGAAAACUUUAUGUUCACGAAGUGUCUGAUGAUCAUGCUGGUGAGCUAUUUGCAUCCAUCAUAAAACUGGAAAACCUUGUUUCCCUGAAACUAGUUGCAGAAGAAAACAGGCCGGUCACACUUCUACCUGAAUUGGAACCAUUUUCUCCUCCACCUCAUCUUCAAGAGCUUAUUUUACGUGGUGGUCUAGUUGAAAUGCCCAAUUGGCUUCCCUCUGUUGAAAACCUAACCAUUCUAGAACUAUGUUAUUCUAAUCUCUUGGAGGAGCCAUCUUCAGUUCUUCAAUAUCUUCCCAAAUUAAAACAUCUUGUACUUUGGGAAGCCUACAAAGCAAAGCUCAUUGGUAAAAAGUUUUGCGAUGUAGGUGGAUUUCCGGAGCUGGAAACUUUGAUAAUUUCUUCAAAGAAUCUAGUGGACUGGACGGAAAUUGUAAAUGGUGCUUUUCCAAGUUUGAGGUGCCUUCGAUUUUAUGGUUGUAGGAAGUUGAGGUUUUUGCCUGAAGGAUUACAGAACAUUUCUACGAUUCAAGAGUUGUUUGUUUUUUAUUUGCAUGCAGACCUUGCAAGGAGAUUGAAUGGUAAAGAAAAUUACAAGAUCAAACAUAUUUCAAAAUUUCAUUGGUUCUUGGAAAUUUUCUGAGGAAGUCACUAGAAGAAGCAAGAAUUAUUAUUUACUUGUUUGACACUACGAUUCUCUAGUGCCCCAUCAAUACAGGUAAAAAUAUCCAUAUUUUAGGAUUUAAGACGAUAGAAAAUAAUAGUAUUUUCUUUGUAAAAUCUUUAAAGAUUCAGGAUGAUGGAAUUGCUACUAUUUUUUUGGUUUUGGAUUA